Messenger RNA from Urocitellus parryii (Arctic ground squirrel), 1986 nucleotides. It is a transcript of the gene Glyctk, whose product is annotated as glycerate kinase. Gene Ontology annotation, cellular component: cytoplasm. Gene Ontology annotation, biological process: protein phosphorylation. The record is from RefSeq and is a predicted model, not a curated record. Gene Ontology annotation, molecular function: glycerate kinase activity. Lineage: Eukaryota; Metazoa; Chordata; Mammalia; Rodentia; Sciuridae.
GGACUCCGUUCUGCUCACCCGCGAGUACUUCCGGCCGCCAGCGCUGGAAGCUGGGCCCGUAGUUGUGGAAUGGCAGCCAUGGAUGCAAGGUGGUGCUGAGAGCAGUGGGGCAUGGCUGCAGCCCUUCAGGUCCUGCCCUGUCUGGUUCGAGCCCCCUUGCGUCAACUCAUCUGGGGGGCUCCAAUGGCCCGGCUGGCCAGUGGUGUGGCAUUGGCAGAGCACGCACAACAGUUGUUUGAGAGUGCUGUGGGUGCCGUGCAGCCAGGUCCCAUGUUGCAAAAGGCACUGUCUUUGGACCCUGAUGGCAGAACGCUGAAGGUUCGGGACCGGAGCUUUCAGCUGCGGCAAAACCUCUACCUAGUGGGCUUUGGCAAGGCUGUACUGGGCAUGGCAGCAGCAGCUGAGGAGCUACUGGGCCAGCAUCUUGUGCAGGGUGUGAUCAGCGUUCCCAAGGGGAUCCGUGCUGCCAUGGAAUGUGCCGGCAAGCAGGAGAUGUUGCUGAAACCACACAGCCGUGUCCAAGUAUUUGAGGGUGCAGAGAACAACUUACCGGAUCAUGAUGCACUGCGGGCCGCACUAGCCAUCCAGCAGCUGGCUGAAGGACUUACAGCUGAUGACCUGUUGCUUGUGCUCAUUUCAGGUGGGGGCUCUGCUCUGCUGCCUGCCCCCAUCCCACCUAUCACACUGGAGGAGAAGCAGAUGCUCACUAAGCUGCUGGCAGCCCAUGGAGCCACCAUCCAGGAGCUGAACACCAUGCGGAAGGCCUUGUCACAACUGAAGGGUGGAGGGCUGGCUCAGGCUGCCUAUCCUGCCCAGGUGGUGAGUCUGAUCCUGUCAGAUGUGGUGGGGGACCCUGUGGAGGUCAUUGCCAGUGGCCCCACUGUGGCCAGCGCCCACAAUGUGCAAGAUUGCCUGCACAUCCUCAAUCGCUAUGGCCUUCGUGCUGCCCUGCCACGUUCUGUGAAGACUGUGCUCUCUCGGGCUGACUCUGACCCCCGUGGGCCACACACCUGUGGUCAUGUCCUCAAUGUGAUCAUGGGCUCUAAUAUGCUGGCAUUGGCUGAGGCUCAGAAGCAGGCUGAGGUGCUGGGCUACCGGGCCAUGGUCCUGAGCACAGCCAUACAGGGUGAUGUGAAAAGUGUGGCUCAGUUCUAUGGACUGCUAGCCCGAGUGGCUGGAGCCCGCCUCAUCUCAUCCACAGCUGGUGCUUCUGUGGAGGAAGAUGCAAAACUCCAUGAGCUGGCAGCUGAGUUCCAGCUCCCAGAUCUGAAGCUGGAGGAGGUUCUGGAGGCUGUGGCAGAGGCUAGGGGCCCAGUCUGCUUGCUAGCUGGCGGUGAGCCCACGGUGCAGCUGCACGGCUCAGGCAAGGGUGGACGGAACCAGGAACUGGCCCUGCGUGUUGGAGCAGAGUUAGGAAGAUGGCCACUGGGGCCUAUUGAUGUGUUGUUUUUGAGUGGUGGCACUGAUGGGCAGGAUGGGCCCACAGAAGCUGCUGGGGCCUGGGUCAUGCCUGAGCUUACCAUCCAGGCUGCUGCUGAGGGCCUGGAUGUGGCUACCUUCCUAGACCACAAUGACUCGUACACCUUCUUCUGCCGCCUUCAAGAUGGAGCACACCUGCUGUACACAGGGCCAACAGGAACCAAUGUCAUGGACACCCACCUUCUGUUUCUGCGGCCUCAGUGACAGCAUCGGUCAUAGUUUGAGAGUCCAGAAGAGGCGUUGGGGCGGGGUCUUAGGGAAUACCAGAGUUGCUCCCCAGGCCCUCACCAGGCUUUAGGGCCUACUUUCUGUCAUAACAGCAAUUAGCUCUGAGGAUAGAACAAGCCCCUUAGCCAGUUUAUUGUCUUUGUUGUUCUCUCCUGAGCAGUCUUUUUGUUCACCCCCCUCCUUCUGUGGAGUGAAGCUAGAGAGAUUGAAAAUAAAAAGGACCACACUGGCUGGGCACAGUGGAGCAUGCCUGUAAUCCUGGCGGCUCGGAGGCUGAGA